AUGGCAACUCCGAAAGGACGGAAAAAGUCAGAUAAAGAGAAAAUAGAUGAACCCUUCUCGGAGAACAAGGAUUCUCCGAAGAAGUCCAGGAAUACGUUGCAGGAGGACAAGGCUACGAAAAUGCGAGCGUGUUUGUGCUGCCGUUUGCUGCGCACGGAGGCUGAGUUCUACCAGAAUGGCUGUAGCAACUGCAAGUUUUUGCAGAUGGCCGGAGACCGACACCGUAUCCACGACUGCACGACGGAGAACUUCAACGGGUUCAUGGCGAUAACAACCCCAACCAAAUCUUGGAUGGCUCAAUACAACGACCUCAGCAAAUACGCCCCGGGCUUUUACGCUUUGCAGGUGGUGGGGGAAUUGCCGGAGUCUAUAAGGGACUUGAAGUCGAACUAUUAA
Messenger RNA from Plasmodium fragile, 396 nucleotides. RefSeq lists its product as uncharacterized. Gene Ontology annotation, biological process: positive regulation of DNA-templated transcription, elongation; mRNA processing; chromatin organization. Gene Ontology annotation, molecular function: zinc ion binding; RNA polymerase II complex binding. The coding region runs from base 1 to 396 and encodes 131 amino acids. Gene Ontology annotation, cellular component: nucleus; DSIF complex. Lineage: Eukaryota; Apicomplexa; Aconoidasida; Haemosporida; Plasmodiidae. The record is from RefSeq and is a predicted model, not a curated record. The transcript has 4 exons.